Messenger RNA from Linum tenue, 1098 nucleotides. The record is from the annotation of a GenBank genome assembly. NCBI's taxonomy places the organism in Eukaryota, Viridiplantae, Streptophyta, Magnoliopsida, Malpighiales, Linaceae.
AUGGGAGCGCCGUACGAACUCAAGUCCCCAAAACAGUUCGUAGCUUCGUCGGACAAAUCAAAAAUCGAUGUCUACGAGCUGACGAGAGACACAAGCACGAACGCGUCCAACGUCAGAAUCAGCGAAUGGAAGAAGGUGGCGACCGUACUGGCCGCUUCCGCAGGCUGCAGACCACCGAGUGACGACGACGCCAUCAAGAAGGGGACGGCGCCGCCGCAGUCGUACGACGCGCUGAAGGUGUUCAGCAGAGAGAUCAAGGGGCAGGCCCUGCGCAACCUAGCGGACGACCUGGUGCAGUCGCGGCUGCUCAUCAACCGCGAGGGCUUCUGCUUCAUCGACGUGACGACGUCGUUCGUGGACCCCAAGUUCGGGGUGCAGUACUUCCGGGCCCAGGACCUGUUCGCUUGGUCGCAGUACGGGGUCGACGAAGAUGACGUCACGGCGACCACGUGGAACCCGUGCGACAUGCAGGCGGCAGGGGCCGUAGUUUUGGACUACGGGGAGAUGGCGAGGGAGAAGGAGGAGCGAGUGUACCAGCUGCGGUACAAGGAGUAUCGCGAGGAGGAGAAGAGGCUGGAGCAGGCCACCAAAGAGCUGGAGGAGUACCAGAAGCUGAACUACUGGGGCGCCCCUCCGCCCUCGAGGCUGGUGUUGGCGGCGGAGGCUUUGAUCCCGGCCCUUCAGCGACGGCGUCGAGCGUCCACGCUAGCAAUAAGAGUGGGUUCACCGUCAGCUGCCAGUCGCUUCUGGUCCAGUGGGCCUCCGUUGGACGGGAAAUCCGGGGUGAACAACUUGGUGGUGGUCGAUCAAGAGGUGGGAGACCAGGCAUUUGGCACGAUUGAUGGCGAGACGAGAGACGGGCGUUUCGAUGCCGGCAACUGGUGGUAUGUAAGGACCACUCAUCCGGACGGGGGAGCAACGUUGAUUGCUUACUACGAAGGGAGCUUCGCUCACGCCGAGGUCUACAAUGGCUACACGGGGCGGCGAGAGCUCGUUCCCCUGCCCUACGCGAUUGAUUCCAAUUUCAGGAGCGACACCCGUUUCUACCUGGCUUGCUUGUCCUCACUCCUCCUCAGGAUUGUGGUUAUCCUCAUCUAA